AUGCAUUCUCUCUGGGCCAACGCUAAAGAUGUUGCCCGCACUGUGUCUGGGCAGAUUGACCAAACGUUUGAAGCAGCACUAACUGGCAGCAGCAGCAGCAGCAGCAGCAGCAGCAGCGGGGGCGGCGGAAGCAGAGGCCAGAGCUCGGCCAGGAACAGCAACAACGUCUCCCCUGAGGGCAGCAGCAGCAGCAGCAAGGACAGCAGCAACGGCAGCAACUGGAUUGCUGCAGACGUGCUGCUGCAGCACGGGCAGUCUUCUGCUGCUGCUGCACUAGAAGGCAUCAACAGGCUGUGGGGGCGCGUAGCAGCAGCACCUGCUGCUGCUCUCUCUCCCUUGUCUGCUGCAGCAGCAAACCACAGCUCCCGCGUGGCUGCUCCGUGGAAGCAGCAGCAGCAGCAGCAGCAGCAGCAGCAAGAUGAGCAAGAUGCUGAAGACAUCUUCGAAGACGAUGAGGCGUCUCUGCAGUCGCUGCUGGAAGCCCGGAGGCAGCAGCAGCAGCAGCAGCAGCAGCAGCAGCAGCCGCAAAGACAGCGCGGAGUUUCAGGGUCCAGCUCCCCAUCCCUGCCGCAGCUAGCAGCAGCAGCAGCAGGUCUUGAGGCGGCAGCAGCAGCAGCAGCAGCAGGUCUUGGGGCAGCAGCAGCAGCAGUCACUGAAAGAGCGGCAAAAUCGUACACUUCACAACGCUCAGGGCAACAGCAGCAGCAGCAGCAGCAGACACAGCAGCAGCAGCAGCAGCAACAAGAGGAGCAACUGCAGCAGCAGCAGCAGCAGCAGCGAUGGGACCCCCUUGGUGUGUCUGUCACGAAACAGCCGCGAGCAGAGGCAGCAAAUAACACUGCAGCAGAUAAACGCGCAGCAGCAGCAGAAGCUUUUGCUGCACCGACAGCAGCAGCAGCAGCAGCGGAACGCGAUGCUGCUGCUGAGGAUCUGACUGAAUGCCCACAGCCUACAAGCAGCAGCUCACCCACAGCAGCAGCAGCAGCAGCAGCAGCAGCAGCAGCAGCACUCUACUGCGACUCCUCUAUGGAAAGCAUCUCUUUAGCAGCACCUGAAGACACAGCAGCAGCAGCAGCAGCAGCAAACUCGUCUCCAGCAGCUGAUUCUGUGUAUACAGGAGAGCAUGCACUCUCAGCAGCAGCAGCAGCAGCAGCAGCAAAAGUAGAUGCAGCCGCAGCAGCAGGUGCAGCGUUGAGUGAGGAGGGUUUUUCUCCAGCAGCUGAUCUCUUCUCAGCAGCAGCAGCAGCAGAAACAGUAGCAGCAGAAGCAGCAGCAGCAAAGGCUGCAGCAAGAAAAGCAGCAGAAACGGCGCUUCCCACUUUGACUUCGUUAUCAGCUAUAAAUUGCAACAGCAGCAGCAACAACAGCAACAGCAGCAGCAGCAGCAGCAGCGACAGCAGCAGCAGCAGCAGCUUACUGGAAGCUGCAGCAAACCAAUUUGCUGCCGCUUCUUCCAAAGUGCGUCACAGUGCAGCAGGCGUAGCAGCAGCUUCAGCAGCGGCAGCAGCAGCUGCUGCUGAAGCUGCUGCUGCUGCUGCUGCUACUGUUGCUACAUCGCGCAUUCCUGCUGCUGAGACAGCAGAUGCAGAGGGUUCAGCAGCAGCAGCAGCAGCAGCAGCAGCAGCAAGUGGCCCGGAAGCAGCACUUUUCGUGGUUGAAAAAGGCGGCCCCGCAGCAGCACACGAAAUAGCAACAACAGCAGCAGCAGAGGCAGCAGCAGCAACAGCAGCCACAGCAGCAACAGAAGCAGCAGCAGCAAACGCAGCAGCAGCACAAGCGGAGGUAGAAGCAGCAGCAGCAACAGAUGCUGCAGCAGCAGCAGCGGUGGCAGCAGCUACAGAAGUAGCUGCAGCGGAGGCAGCAAAUACAGCAGCUGCAAAAGAAGCAGCAGGAGAAGCAGCAGCAGCUGCAGCAGCAGCUGCAGCAGCAGCUGCAGCAGAGGAAGCAGCCGAGGCGGCCAAGCUAAAGGCUUCUUCUGUAGCCGCAGGCAGUGAUUUGCUGCUGGAGGCUUUGGAGGAGGUCCCUCAGCAGCAGCAGCAGCAGCGGCCACAGCAGCAGCAGCAGCAGCAGCAGCAGCAGCAGCAGCAGCAGCAGCAGGAAUUAGAGGACCUCUUACCUUUCGAUGACUGGGGUGAAGACCUUCGUGCUGCUGGAGCUGCUGCUGCAGCAGAGCAGCCUUUGCAGCUGGAGCCAGCACUGGCGAAAGGAAGAGCAGCAGCAGCGGCAGAAGCAGCAGAAGCAACAUCAGCAUCAGCUGAGGCAGCAGAAGCAGCAGCAGCAGCAGCAGCAGCAGCAAGAGAAACAGCAGCAGCAGCAAGUUGUGAUGGGUUGGGGACGCAGGGGCUGGAAGCGGACUUGAAGGUGCAGCAGCUUCCCACUGUAGAGGCGGCAGCAAAAGCAGCAGCAACAGCAGCAGCAGCAGCAGCAGCAGCAGCAGAGACGCCAUCGGCAGCAGCAGCAGCAGGAUCUAAUUUGUGGGAGGAGACAGCAGCAGCUGCAGCUUCACCUGCAGCAGCAGAAGCAGCAGCAGAAGAUCUGUGGGGAAGCCCACUACCUCUGCCGCCAUCUGCAGCAGCAGCAGAAGCAACAGCAGCAGCAGCAGCACCUGCUGCUGCUGCUGCUGCAGCAGAGCCAACGGCCGACAUUCCCACAGCAGCCGAAAAACCACAGGACACCUCAGCUGCAGCAGAGCCAGCAGCAGCAGCGCCAGCAGCAGCAGCAGCAGCAGCAGCAGCAGCAGCAGCGCCCACACAUGCAACCAGUGAAGCAACAACCGCUGACCGCAGAGAAAUGCAAGAGCCAGUAGAAGGCCAAAUUAAGGGACCAUCAGCAGCAGCAGCAGCAGCAGCAGCAGCAGGAACAGUAGAAGCGGUGUCUACCACCCCUGUUGCUGCAGAGGGUCUGAAUUCAUUGCAGCAGCAGCAGCAGCAGCAGCAGCAAGAGGAAACUUUGCCUAAGCAGCAGCACGGCGCGCAGGACACAGGAGAAGCAGAGUCUUCGCUUCUGGUUGAGCAGCAGGAACAGCAGCAGGAGCAGCAGCAAAGGCAGCAGCAGAGGCAGCAGCAGGAGCAGCAGCAAGAGCAGCAGCAGCAGCAGCAGCAGCAGCAGCAGACGGAGCCAGAGAAGGCUGCUACACUUCAGCAGAAGCCAGCAGAUGCUGUGCCUCCCCUUGUGCACCCCCCACCCCCGCCGACGCCUGUUCCUGCAGCAGCAGCAGAAGCAGCAGCAGCAGAAGCAGCAGCAGCAGAAGCAGCAGCAGAGAAAGCAGCAGCAGCAGAGAAAGCAGCAGCAGCAGCAGCAGCAGCAGAUGCUAGUCCGCAGGCGCCGAUGCACGGGGUAGUGGGGCAGCAGGACAAGGAGGCUCGGAUGCUGCAGCAGCUGCAGCAACAGCAGCAGCAGCUGCAGCAGCAGGAGGCGCAGCUGGUGCAGCAGCAGGAGCUGCUGAAGUCGCAGCAGCAGCAACUGCAGCAGCAGCAAACGCUGCUGCAGCAGCGGGAGCAGCAGCUGCAGCACAAGUCCGAACAGCUUUCACUGCAGCAGCAGCAGCACCACGAGCAGGACUUGCUGCGGACAAUCGAGCUGCUGAACGCGUCGCUGCGGGAGCAGCAGCAGAAGCUGCAGCAGCAGGAGCAGCAGCAGCACCUGCUGCAGCAGGAGUACGCGGAGCUGCAGCAGGAAGGGCACGCCCUAGCCAAUCGACUGGGAGCAGCAGACACAACAAUUAAAAGGCUGCGGGCUCAGUGCGAUGGCUACAAGUCGCUCAAGGCGGCCCAUGAGCAGCUCUCUGCAGAUGCAGCAGCACAAAACAAAGUUGUGGCGCAGCUGGAGGCCAAAGUGCAGCGACUCACUGCUGCUGCUGCUGAGGCGGAGGCCAGCCGUUCGAGUGCUGCAGCAGAAGCAGCAGCAGCAAGAGCUGAGAAAGAGAAACUGGAGUUGUCUGCAGCAGCAAAGCAAACAGAAACAGUGGAGCGUCUCAAGGCCAUCAACAGUCAGCUGACCCACCAGCUUAAUGACGCGAAGGCCAUGUCUGCGCGGCUGGAGAAGCAGCACUUUGAGCAGCAGCAGCAGCAGCAGCAGCAGCUGCAGCAGCUGCAGUCCGAGAAUGAUGAAUUGCAUGCGAUGCUCACUGGCGCUUCAAAACCCUCACUUGAUAAAAUAGCCGCAGCAGAGAAAGACGCAGCAGCAGCACGGCAGCAGCAGCAUUUGCUGCAGCAGCAGCUGCAGCAGCAGCAGCAGGAGCGCGAAGAGCUAGCCCGAAUACUGCAGCAGCAGCGGAGCUCGUGGGAGCAGCAGCAGCAGCAGCAGCAGCAGCAGCUAACACAGCUGCAGCAGCAACAUGCAGCAGAAGUGAAUUCGCUGCGGAAGCAGCUCUUCGCAGCCCAGGUUGAGAAGCUGCAGCAGCAGCGGGCGGAACUGCAGCAGGAAGCCGAGCAGCAGCAGCAGCAGCUGCUGCUGCUGCAGCAAGAGAAGGAACGCCUGCAGCAAGAGCUCAAGGAAGAGCUUGACCGGGCGCGGCAGCGCCAAGAGCAGCAGCAGCAGCAGCAGCAAGUGCAGCAGCAGCAGCAGCAAAAGCAGCAGCAGGAGCCCCCAACUGCAGCAGCGUCAACGCAGUCGGAAGCGCCGGAGCAGCAACUCAGCUUCUUAGGGCCUCGAGGCCUUUCGAGAUAUCGAGCGGAGGCAUUUCAGCUUGCUGCUGGAGCGCGCGAGAGGGAGCAGCAGCUGCUGGUUUUGCAAAGCGAAUUGAAAGCAGCAAGACAAGAAAAAGAAUUAUUUGAAAGCGAGUGUUUGGCCUUGGCGUCCACUGUGGAGGCUCUCAAGCGGAAAGUAAAUGAGCUGGAAGAGCAGCAAAAAGAAGACCUGCAGAAUUCGCAGCUAGCGGAAGCCGCUGAGGCUCUGGCUGAGAUGGACUCGCUGCUGCAGGAGACAGCAGCAGCAGCAAAUAAGUACAAAGAAGAAACAGAAAGACUAACUGAAAAGAAUGAAAAACUGAAGCAGCAACUUGCUGCUCAUGGAAUUCACCCUGAGAGCUGA
Messenger RNA from Eimeria necatrix, 5031 nucleotides. RefSeq lists its product as hypothetical. The transcript is spliced from 12 exons. Bases 1 to 5031 code for a protein of 1676 amino acids. Lineage: Eukaryota; Apicomplexa; Conoidasida; Eucoccidiorida; Eimeriidae. The record is from RefSeq and is a predicted model, not a curated record.